AUCGUUUGAAACAGUACAAAAACUACGAGAGCCUCUCUCACUCUCGUGAGAAUCUGGACAAGGAGUUCUUGGAAGUGCAGAAAGGGAAUACCUUCUAUGACUUCCAGUUCAAUACCAGGCUUGUCAAACCGACAAUUUUGCAUUUCCAGGUAGAGAAUUAUUUAAUUGAUACCAAUUUCUUUAACUAUGCAAGUUCCAGGACAUUUGUGUUCAUUGGUCUGCUAAGUUAUCAUCUUUAUUUGAUUUGUUUAUUUUUUAUGCUGUUGUUCGCAGCCAUACCUUGCUGAUAAUGUUACAUGACUAUAACGUGUUUUGCUAUGUAUAAUUUCUGUAUUCAAGUUUUGCAGGAUUGUGUAAUCUGUAUCAUUCCUUUACACACGGAUGGAAUUAAAGUCUGCCAACUUUAUAUAAGAAUUUAAAUCAAAUCUCUUUGGAUUUUACAUUUGCAAGCUCCCAACAAACUUGAAAUUUGAAAAGUUUUUAGGACUAAUUUGUAAAAACCUUGUUCUUCCCCGCGAACUUAUAAGAAUUUGUGUUAAAACCAGUUUUGUAAACAAUUUUGUCCCUGGUUAAAUUUAUGCUAUGCCCAGUCUUUUUGUUGAAGAGUCUUCUUUACGAUAAAUUCUUUGAAAAGAUGUAUCCACAGGUUCUUUAUUAUUUGCUGUACUUGAAGGCUUUUGAAUCAGAAUUUUAUUCACUAAAUGUUCUUUUUCCUCUUUGGGUAAAUGUUCCUGAAGGCUGCUUUUCUCUUGCCUUGCACACUCUAGUUCAACACUCUAGUUCAACAUUUUCAAUAGAAUUAUCUCCAAUAGAUGCCAUAUAUUCUUUUCUACAGACAAGGCAGUUUCAUGCCAAUUUAUGGAUAUGGAUGCAUCAAGGAUAUGGUAUGACUUGGCAUUCUCAAAAUUUUGGUGAUUUCCUGUAAAAGAUCUUGUUCCAUAUGUUUGAUGUGCUUACAUGCAAGUUGCAACAUAGUGUAGAUGCACACAAAGCCACCUACUAUGCACAUCCAUACACAACAAUUUGUCAACUUUAUACCAUUGGCUUCCAGAAUUUCAUGUGGAUUUCUGAUUAAGAUUCAGUGCAAAUGAAUUGUAUUAUACCGAUAUUGUUUUUAACCGGAAUAGCAGUCUUGUACUACGAGAAGUUGGCCUAUGUUACGUUAGUUUUCUCUAAACCAGGAAUCUGUUUAGGGUUCUGAAGCCAAAUAUUUUAGUCCUGUGAAGCCAUGAUUGAUCAGUACCCUUUUUUGCACCUUGAAUGGUUUUAUUUUCCAUUGUUGUUUCUCAUUAUUAUGUCUGUUACUCUAUAUGUAUGAUAAUUCUCUUGUACAUUUUAUUAUUCAUUUGCCUUUAUAGUUCUGUGCAUGUAGUGACUAUGGCAAUAUAUGUUUCUGUAAUUUAAUUUUUGUCUUAACCUGUUUCUGCAUUUAGGACUUCUAUUUCUCUCUUUAUGUUGGCUUUUAAAGCAGGUGGGAAGUGAGCAGCUUGGCAGGACGUUAUUUUAUGGUAUGAUAGGAAAAUAUCUGACCACAUUUUAGAGGGCUCUAACAAUAUCUGUUAUGAGUUGGCGCUGAUUUGUUCUUGUCGAGCAGGGCUUUGCCUCUUCGUGUUUGGCUCUGAGGAAUAUGUUGUGGGCAACAUCAAAGCAUGAUGUAUACUUUAUGCAAAACUUUUCACUGAUGCAUUGGUCCUCAUUACUACGAAGGGCUAAAGAAGUUCUAAACAUGACUCAACCGAUUGUUCCAACCCUUAAGCGUCCUGGGUUUUUUGCUCAGCCUGCCUUGAGAGUGCAAAUAAGCACCAUGGCUGUUAAGGAAAAUUUGAUGGUGGCAGGUGGUUUCCGUGGUGAGCUUGUUUGCAAGAAUUUGAAACAUUCCGGAGUUGCAUUCUGCAGCAAAAUAACUACCGAUGAUAAUGCCAUGACCAAUGAUGUGGAUGUUUACCGCAAUCCGACUGGGUCAUUGAGGGUCAUCGCAGGAAAUAAUGAUUCCCAAGUUCGGGUUUUUGAUGCAGAGAAUUUUGCUUCUCUUGGUUGUUUCAAAUAUGAUUGGUCUGUUAAUAAUGUUUCGGUUAGUCCGGACGGAAAGUUGUUAGCUGUUCUAGGAGACAGUGCUGAGUGCUUGAUAGCAGAUGCUAACACCGGGACGGUUACUGAGAGCCUAAAAGGGCACCUGGACUAUUCUUUUGCGUCGGCAUGGCACCCAGAUGGACGAAUAUUGGCUACUGGGAAUCAGGACACAACAUGCAGGUUGUGGGACAUCAGAAAUCUUUCCCAUUCCAUGGCUGUGCUAAAGGGAAGAAUGGGUGCAAUAAGAGCCUUAAGGUUCUCGUCAGAUGGACGGUUUUUGGCCAUGGCUGAACCGGCAGACUUUGUCCAUAUAUUUGACUCACAUUCUGGUUAUGUACAAGGUCAAGAGAUAGAUCUAUUUGGUGAGAUCGCUGGUGUAUCCUUUAGCCCGGACACAGAGGCUCUAUUAGUUGGUAUUGCUGACCGAACCUAUGGUAGCUUGAUGGAGUUCAUCAGAAAACGCCCUUAUAGUUAUCUAGACUCCAUGUUUUAAUGGAGUUGAGUGCCUCCAAGAUUUACAGGAGCAACUCCAUGUGCAUAUAUACUGAAGGAUUUCCAAAAUAGGUUUAAAAUUUUAUUUUUCAAGAUGUGUUUCCAGGGUUAUUUUUCUGUUGAGUUUAGUGGAGAAGCAAGUUAUAGAUUUUGCCUCUAGAGAGCUACUUCUGUGGAGAUAUUUUCCUUUUUUUUUUUUUUGGAUGAGAGGUCGAAUAGAUGAUCAACUUUGUCUUCGGAUAAACUCCUUGCUUGCUAUUGUAUAUUUGAAACAAUAGUAUCAAGAAUUAUAUUUGCUUUAAGCUUAUUUUGUCA
Molecule: messenger RNA, 2877 nt
Organism: Gastrolobium bilobum
Lineage: Eukaryota; Viridiplantae; Streptophyta; Magnoliopsida; Fabales; Fabaceae
Exons: 8
Coding region: 1628-2563 (311 amino acids)
Molecular function (GO): protein binding
Source: RefSeq, a predicted model, not a curated record